CCCGGCUCGAAGCCCGGAGGAGGCAGCACGAAGCUCGGCUCGGCUCAGCUCGGCUCAGCUCGGCUAUUCUUCUUCCCUCUGCACCGCAGCUCAGAUUGGUUCGGGUUUUCGUGAGGCCUGAGUCUGAGACCAUGUCUGCGAAAGAGAAGGGGAUCCUGAGCAAAGACAGCGUCAGUCUGCUGCCCUGCUUCUACUUCGUAGAGUUGCCGAACCUGGUGUCGUCUGUGGUCAGUCUUUACUUCCUGGAGUGGACGGACGUGUUCAAGCCAGUGAAGUCUGGCUUCACCUGCCAUGACCGCAGCCUGAGUCUGCCCUACAUCGACCCCAACCAUGAGGUCAUCCCUCUGCUGAUGCUGCUCAGUCUGGCCUUUGCUGGACCUGCCAUCACGAUCAUGAUUGGUGAAGCCAUCCUGUUCUGCUGUCUGUCUCGGAGUAAGUGUGGAGCAGGAGCAGAGGCCAACAUCAACGCUGCAGGCUGUAACUUUAACUCCUUCAUACGCAGAGCUGUCCGAUUUGUUGGUGUUCAUGCGUUUGGUCUCUGUGCCACGGCGCUCAUCACUGACAUCCUCCAACUGAUGACAGGAAACCCAACACCUUACUUCCUCACUGUGUGCAAACCCAACUACACCACACUGAACGUCACCUGUGAUCAGAAUCCGUACGUCUUGGAGGACAUUUGCUCAGGGGCGGAUCCCGCAGCCAUCAACCAGGGCAGAAAAUCCUUCCCAUCACAGCACGCCACGCUCGCCUCCUUUGCUGCUGUGUAUGUUUCGAUGUACUUUAACAGCACUCUGACAGACUCAUCCAAGCUGCUCAAGCCCCUGCUGGUUUUCUCCUUCAUCAUGUGUGCCAUCAUCUGUGGUCUGACCAGAAUCAUCCAGUACAAGAACCACGCCAUCGACGUCUACCUGGGCUUCCUGCUGGGAGGAGCUAUAGCUCUCUACCUGGGCUUGUAUGCAGUUGGAAACUUCCAACCAAGUGAAGAGUCCACCAACAGCCCCCCUCCAACGCUACAGCGACCACCCUGCUCCCUGCCUCAUAUAAGCCAAGAGGCUGUCCUCCACCACCUGCAAAUGAAAGCCAGCAUGGGUGGGGAGCCUGGAUUACCCACCUCCCACUCUGAGGGUCUCCUUCACCGAAGUCUUCAGCAGCAGAGGCCAGAAGACUGCCUGAACCGUCCCAGUGCUGAUGUCGAAGUGAUCGCCCCCCAUGGCCCUCAAAGCAAAGACGCCAUCAUGACCUUUAGCCACACACUUCCUCGUGUUCACACCCCACAGGCCAUCGCAGCUUACGAGGAAGCGGCCAGGCGUCACGCUGCCACCCUCCACCAUGCCUCUAUGGACUCCAGCCGCUCAAAGCAGCUUCUGUCCCAGUGGAAAAGUAAAAACAACAACCACAAAUGCUCCUUGCAGGUGCCAGACUCCUUCUCCUCUUCUGUGGACUCGUCAUCUGGCCAGUCCUCGCAGCAUCCACUCCACCACGGUAGCAUGGAGCUCCGAUCCAGCUCUGAACCAUCAGCUGUGGGUCUGAAUGGAGGCUUUGAUAGUCACGCAUACAUGUCCAAACUGGCCACAGGUUCCAGUACUACUCUGCCUAGCAACUGUAGUGGCAUCACUGGAGGA
Messenger RNA from Solea senegalensis (Senegalese sole), 1622 nucleotides. Its product is annotated as 2-lysophosphatidate phosphatase PLPPR4-like. The record is from RefSeq and is a predicted model, not a curated record. Lineage: Eukaryota; Metazoa; Chordata; Actinopteri; Pleuronectiformes; Soleidae. The transcript has 7 exons. Gene Ontology annotation, biological process: signal transduction; axonogenesis; phospholipid dephosphorylation. Gene Ontology annotation, molecular function: phosphatidate phosphatase activity. The annotation marks the transcript as partial.